GUAUUAUGGGAUGGCAGUGGACUGCAUGACAUCAUUUAUUUUCAUUUCUUGUUCUGUUGACGUCCACACCUUCCAUCGUAAAGUUGGAAGAGAUUUUGGGACGCGGAUUUGACGGAGAAGUGAUCAUCUUCCAAGCUUCUGCAACGCAGAGGGACAUCGCUUUGCGUGUACUUCUUUAGUUCUAUCUUGAAGCGUUAUCUUAGGGCGCCAGUUCAUGAAAUGACGACGGAGGUCGAACAGCCUUCCAGCAUGGUUUACGUGCAAGCAAGUGAACUCUUCCCGAAGAAGACGCUUGCUUCAGAAGACGAUUCUGCCCAGGUGCCAUUUCCUGAGCUCUGUGGUGAAAGUGUCGAAUAUCUUGAAAGGACAUCUGAUGCCAUUCUUGCCCUUUCAAACUUUCGUCUCUUCAUUCGCUUUAACGAUUCAUUUGUGAAUGUCCCUUUGCGUUUAAUAGAGUCUGUGGAAAUGAAGGAUCUUUUCUUGAUGGAUAUCAACUGUAAAGAUGCUAGAUCAUUUAGGAUUUUAUUUGACAACAGUGAGCAGUGCUUGAAUUGUUAUCACCGUCUGAUCCUCUGCAUUUCCCCCAUCUCACGCCUUGAAGAUCUUUUUGCUUUUGCUUUCCAUGCUUGGUGCUUGGACUCAAAGCAGUCUAACUCAGUACAAGAGGGUGAAUUUACCACCUUCUGUCAAAGAGGCUGCUGCCUAACGGGCNUCAUGUCGGAGGUUAGGAGAAUGGGUUUUGAUAAUCUCCAUGAUGCCUGGAGGAUCACAGACAUAAACUCCAACUUUAGGUUAUGCUCCACCUAUCCCAAACUUCACAUUGUGCCAGCCAUGAUUUCAGACAAUGAGAUGGAGGCUGUGGUAAAGUUCAGGACUUCAGGAAGAUUUCCAUCUGUUGUGUGGAGGCACAUGACCAAUGGAGCAGUAAUAGCACGUUGUAGUCAACCUGAGGUGGGCUGGCUUGGCUGGCGCAGUCAGGAGGAUGAAAACCUUCUACACGCAAUAGGAACAGCCUGUGCAAUGGACUCUGUGUCUGCUUCCCUUAAGAAGCAACUUCUGAAGGAGAUGGGCCACAAAAAUUAUCACAAAAAUGGCCACAUGGAUGCCAUUCCUAAUGGGGAUAUAAUCCAGGAUGGUAGUGAUAAUGAUGAUGAGAAUAAGAAAGCAUCAUCAAAGAGUGGUGCUGUGGAACAACGCAAAGUUCUGGUUGUAGAUGCUCGGGCCUACUCUGCUGCUGUGGUCAAUAGGGCCAAAGGGGGAGGUUGCGAGUGUGAAGAGUAUUACCCAGGCUGUGAAGUGUUGUUUAUGAACCUAGCAAACAUCCAUGCUAUAAGGAAGAGCUUCCAUAGUCUGAGAACAUUGUGUUCUGGUCCGAGGGAUGCACCUAAUUGGUGGUCCAGUUUGGAGAAGACCAAUUGGCUUCACAAUAUUUCACUGUUACUGAAGGCAACCAACAUUGUGGUAAAUGCCAUUGAUAAGGAGCAGAGACCUGUGGUGGUUCACUGCAGUGAUGGCUGGGACAGAACAACUCAGAUUGUUGCCCUGGCAGAGCUGAUGUUGGACCCAUACUACAGGACAAUUGAGGGCUUCCAAGUAUUGGUGACACGUGAGUGGUUGGAGUUUGGUCAUCGUUUUGCCGAUAGGUGUGGUCACGGGCAGAAUCAUGACGAAAACCAGAGAUGUCCAGUAUUUCUUCAGUGGCUUGACUGUGUUCACCAACUCACCAGGCAGUUUCCUUGCUCCUUUGAGUUCAAUGAAACCUUUUUGGUGAAAUUGGCCCAACAUGUAUAUUCCUGCCUGUUUGGAACUUUCCUUUGCAACAGUGAAAGUGAACGUCUCAAGGCAAACAUUGUAAAGCGCACGUUCUCUGUGUGGUCUUUGUUAAAGCUGAGAAGAAAAGAGUUCAAAAAUUACUUGUAUUCCUCGUCAUCUGAACAGGUUCUCCAGGCCUCCUGUCAACCUCGUUGUCUACAGCUAUGGUCAUCUGUGUAUCUAGCAUAUCAUACACCUUAUUCUGAGACUGUGUUGGAGAAUGUUGACACAAGUGACUAUGGGGACUCUGUGAGCAGCGCUUGUGUUACUCCUGUCUCUCCAGUAUUCCCUAGUGGUAAUGGCAUUAUUGACCAACAGGAGGAGGUCACACCCACCCCUCACGUUACAGCAUCCAAGUCUGAUGGAAACCUAAUGUGCAAAGACUGUUUCAAAAUUCAGCAAGAAAAAGAAGACAGUAGGAAAGAAUUUGGUAAUAUAGAUAGAGACUUAAAAUCUAAGAGUUGUCCUGAGUGUAGGACCUCCUUUUCACAAAAUGACCUUUCAGGGAGCACAUCAACGCUAGAGGAUGUUAGUGAUUCGGCUGCUUGUGAUUCUAGAAGUUUGUAUCUUAGCACUUCAGAGUCUUGUGUGGCAAGUGUUGUUUCAUGCGAAGACAGUGUCAAAGAAAUUGAAAGCAGUAGCAUGACAAGCAGUACGGCUACAGUUAUUCUAGACACAAGCGAAGGAGAAACUCCUGUUGACAAUGAAACUUCCUCCUUGUCUGAAAAGCUCUCAACUGAUAAUUCACUGAAAGAGAUGCAAGAGAAUGUUUCAUCACCUGAAGAAAUAAAUUCUACCAGUGAGGAAAUUUUCCAAGAAACUUGCAAUUCUGAUCAUUUGACAUUAGACAGUUCAAACUGUAGUAAAGAUAUCCCUUGUGAUGAAGAAGGGACAGAGUGUAUAGAAACCUCUGUUCCACCAUCCAAUUCUUCAAGUGACUCAACACUAACAAGCAAUGCUCGAGAGGCAUUUCCUAGCACAUCAACACUAAGGCCUAGUUCAUCAGAACUCUUCACUAGGUACCUGGAUGUGGAUGGAUUGACACAUGUUUCUGACCCAGUACAGGAUAGGCUGCGGCAAAUUGAAAUGGUGCAUCAGGCUAAGGUAGAGUCAUUGCAAAGGCAGCUCCUGGAUGUCCAGAGGAGGCGGGCAACAGGGGGCGAAGGAGGUGCAUCAGGACAGACCAGUGAUCUUGCUGAUGAAGUGUGUUCCUUGCCUGAGUCAAAUGUUAGUGGAGACCAGCCUCCCCUCUCUCUUGGGAGCACUGAUGAGGGAAGCUGGAUCCAAGUAGAUGAGAAUGAGGCGCAGCCUACACUGUGGGUCCCAGACCAUGCUGCUACUAACUGUGCCAAGUGUGAUACACAGUUUUGGAUUGCCAAUAGAAAACAUCAUUGCAGGAACUGUGGCCUUGUGUUUUGUGGGACGUGUUCUGAAAAGAGAGUACCACUACCUGAAGAACAGCUUUAUGACCCGGUGAGGGUUUGCGUUGCCUGUUUUGAAAAGCUGGUCACCCUUCAAGAACGAGAGAAUGGAGAACGGAGGCAGUCUGAAGUGGCAGGAUCAUAACUUUUUUUUUCAGCCAUUGUUGACCACUUAGUUGUUUAGGUUGUUCACAUUAGAUAGACUCCAUGUUUCAAACAGUUAAACUGUGGCCCACGUUGUCAGCAGAUUGUGGGACAUUUUUUAUUGUGUUAAGAUGAUUUGGAUAAUUUUGUCAUUAGAUUUAAUUCUUUAAGCUCAGUGUUGAUCGGCUUCUUUUCACAUUGCGUUGCAAAGUGAAACACCCAACUCUUAAGGAUGUGGUAAAUAAUCGAUUUGGUGAAAUGGCCUUGCUACAUGAUCAAAUUUCAUAUUCUCCAAAAGUACCUGAGGGUCAAUAAAUAGGAAUUGUUCUAAGUUGACAUCAGGGCUAAAAGAGUUAAUACAUCAUGCAAGUCCCCCAGUUAGGACAGUAAGAAAUAUACGGAGGGCUAGAAGAGAAAUUCUAUGCUGACAUCGAUGCCUGGAGAGAAACAUGAAUUGUCAUUUGUCAUUACGAUUUUUCCACCAAAAUGUUUUAUUUUCAAAUACUGCUGUGUUGCACUUUCCUUUCCUGCUAGCGAAAUUUUACAGAUAUCUUUACCCUCCAGGCCUUAUCAUUCUUUUGACUGACCUCAGUUCAUACCAGCCUAGUUAAGGUGAAUCGGUUGGCUUGUGAAAACCGUACUUCAUGUUUGAUUUUGAUUAAUAGACUCUUUUGACAAGGUUAGAAACCAAAAAAGUAUUUAGUAAACAAUUAUUUAUGUUACAAAAUUUUCUAAUAAUAUUAUGUCGAAAUUGUGUACAUAUGCAAAAUAUAUUUGUUCAAAACUGAAAAAUGAUUUUUCCAAAAGGCCUUUUUUUCGUAUUUUUUUGUGUAGAACCUAUUUUGACUGAUGUUCAUUUGAAUUUCUUGUAUAAUUAUUAGGUAUUCUAAAAACAAAGAAAAAAAUUCAUGUUAAUUGACAGUCUAUCAUGUUUUUGUGAAAAAUGGUAGCUAGACUUAAAAAACUACCCUCGAGAAAUUGUUAAUUAUGUACAAAAAGAAAGAAAAAGAGUUUUUUUUUUCGAUAAGAUAUUACAGCAACAUUGUUCUUUAUAGCGGGUUAUCCUUACUAGUUAAUUCUGUAUUGUUUUGGUAUUAAUUGGGUAUAGGUUGGACAGUUAAAAAAUUUAAGUUCUCUCCCCUGUCAGGCUGGAAAACAAGUGCCGUUUCCAGCAAAUCUUCGCCGAAGCACUCGGAAUAAUUCCCGACUCUUACUAUCCAAUCAGAGAUAACCCGAGCAUUCCCGAACACACUAAGUGUUCACGUCCGGAAGGCGCUACCAGAAGAAGUGAUGUUGCUUAGCAACGUCUCACGGUAAACUGCGGGCUCGACGAUAUUCCAACGGAAUAUAAUUCCGCGUAGCUUCGGGGGAAGUGAACUUGGUUACUUGUUUUCCUGGCCGGUUAGAAAGGUGCAUUUGUUUUGUACCUUAAAUUUGUUUGCGAGUUGGUAAUGGAGCGCUGUUCCCGAAGACCGCUGAAAGAAAUUUGUGAAUGGUUUGGUUUGGUAUCCUCAGACCGGGAAAGCAGGGCUUUGCCAAUCUUAGUGGUAAUUUAAUUACGGGAAAUGAUUGUGCCAGCCUUUGAUAGUUUAAUAAAAGUCACUACAAAAGUGAG
Messenger RNA from Orbicella faveolata, 4992 nucleotides. Its product is annotated as phosphatidylinositol-3,5-bisphosphate 3-phosphatase MTMR3-like. Gene Ontology annotation, biological process: regulation of autophagy; phosphatidylinositol dephosphorylation. The record is from RefSeq and is a predicted model, not a curated record. Gene Ontology annotation, molecular function: phosphatidylinositol-3-phosphate phosphatase activity; protein phosphatase binding; phosphatidylinositol-3,5-bisphosphate 3-phosphatase activity. NCBI's taxonomy places the organism in Eukaryota, Metazoa, Cnidaria, Anthozoa, Scleractinia, Merulinidae. Gene Ontology annotation, cellular component: cytoplasm; membrane.